AAACAGCCUAGCACACAGGCACGCACACACCGUCGGACAGCACUGUUUCCGUUAACCCAGGUUUCAAAGCAUUUGUUCUGAACGCGGUAUCACUAGAUAUCUCUCUAGGAGAAAAAAAUUACAAUUGAUUUCGAUUUUCUCGGCCCGAAGUGUGUUCACGUGUCUUGACAAAACGGCGUACGGAUAACGUAUCGUUGGCUCGUUCAGUUUCGUCUCCCCACUACGUCGGUAACUUCUCACGCGCUCUCUCGUUCCUGUCAUCGUCUGUUUCAACUGUCAUAGUCGCUGCACUAACGCCAUCAACCCUUGGACGUUUUCCUUGUUUGCUUUUAGACAGUAAAUAAGAUUCGUUUGUUCCCUGCAUGGGAGGCAUUAAUUCCCGGACUAUGGACAUCGAACAUGAUCGUGGGCUGGCCGCUGUCUUGCAAUAUUUGAUACGCAGCGGACAACUACACAUCAUAUCCUCGGAUCACGAUGACUCGGACGAAGAAUAUGUCGCGAGCUCGCAACCGCCAAGAUUCACGUCCCAUUUACAUUUACAUCCAAACACAUCCAGACUAGAUAAAAGUGAAAUAAGUCUAGCUACCAAGCAGGCUUGCGGAUUUGUUAGCGAUGUCGACAAACGCAACAUUUCUAUUGCGUCCAUGAUCCAAAGGAGAACCCUGGGCCCUGGUUUCAGCACAGGAGAAAGAUGCAGAAUAAGCAGUAGUUUUUUGCCAAACAAAAUGCAUCAGGUUGCUAAAUACAAUGCUAAAGCUUUUUGUGGAUCUUAUUCCCAAGAUGGAAGAUUUUUCUUAACGGCCAGUCAAGAUAAGUUUUUACGUCUUUAUCGAACGCACGAUGGUGACUUCACAGAGUUCAAGACAAUUUUAGCUCGAGACGUAGGGUGGAGUAUUUUGGACACUGCUUUUAGUCCCGAUGGGAAUUAUAUUGUAUAUUCUAGUUGGUCAGAAUGUUUAUAUUUGUGUCCUGUUUACGGAGAUUCAUGCGCACAAGAAUCGCUACCUCUGUGUCCAGAAGACCGAAGGUUUUGCGUGUUCUCUCUAGUGUUUUCUAGUGACGGUCGUGAAAUUUUGGGCGGAGCAAACGACGGUUAUCUCUACGUCUACGACAGGGAAUGCCAUCAACGUGCAUUUAGGAUCGAGGGCCACGACAAUGAUGUGAACGCAGUGGUAUUUGCCGACAACACGUCGCAAAUUCUAUACAGUGCUGGCGACGACGGUCUCUGUAAGGUCUGGGACAGGAGAACGUUGAACGAAUCGAGUCCACAUCCGGUGGGAGUACUGGCUGGCCACAUGGACGGGAUCACGUACGUCGAUCCACGCGGUGAUGGUCGAUAUCUCAUCACAAACAGUAAAGAUCAAACAAUCAAGUUGUGGGACGUGCGCGCCUUCUCGGAUCUUAUGGGUGAACUGAACACACGGAAAGCUGUCGCGAAUCAAACUUGGGACUACCGAUGGCAACGUGUACCAAAGCGAAUUCACAAAGCGAAACACAUGCUGGAGGGUGACACAAGCAUCAUGACAUACCGUGGGCACUCGGUACUUCAGACUCUUAUACGUUGUCACUUUUCUCCCUCCUCCAUAACCGGACAGAGGUACAUAUACACAGGAUGUGCUGCUGGCAGAGUAAUAAUUUACGAUGUACUAACGGGCAGAAUAGUUAGCACAUUGGGAGAACAUUCGGGAUGCGUGCGCGACGUUAGUUGGCAUCCUUUCCAUCAGGAGAUUGUUUCGACUGCCUGGGAUGGAGCGGUUAUCAGUUGGCGAUACGCCGGCAAGACCGCACUAAGUAAUUCUGAUUCUGAAGAUGAAAGGGACACAGAAUCGCCUCCGUUGAGGCGUAGUCGACGAAUAGCUGCUCAAAGGGCGAAACGCGCCACUCGACCCUGUUGAGUCUCAUAGUCGUUCCGCCGAGUAACUGGAUCUUUUCGGAAUCAAUUCAGUCUUUUCGUUCCUACGAGGAAGGAGUUAGUGCUCGGUACAUGUCGACAGGAUAUUUUUGUAUCGAUCGCUGUUACUCAUCGACAUUCAGGAGACUAACUUUCUUCUACAAGACUGAGUUAUUGCUGAAUGAACGCGGACCUCUAUGAAGUCAACGUCGUGAUAUUUUGGCCAUACCGAUGGCACGUUACCGGGACAAGACUUAAACAACGUUGAAAAUGAAACCGGGACAUGAUCCGAACCAAAAAAAACUCAUUUUCGACGGACCCAACUUCCUGUGUCUUGAUAUCGGACAAUUGCUUUCUUCCCUUUCCUUCUCCCUUCCUGUUUUUUUCUCUCCCGCAAUCCCGUUCCCUCGUAUCAUCCCUCGUGCCACCUUCGCAAUUUUCCUUUCCCCUCUGCAGAAUUUUAAGCGUACCCAUUGUAAAACUACAAAUCUAGAUAAUUAAAAAUUCAUUCUUCCGCAACGAAACGAUUUGUUUCUUUACGUUUAUUUCUUACGCAUCAUUUCGAUCGGUUGAAUCAGAGUUUUUAUAAAAAAAAAAAAGAAAAUCACCGCGUUUGUAAUCGUAUUUGACCGACCCUUGUUUACGAUUACCAGAAAAAACAUGCCAAUAGUAGUUCAACACCAAAUGGCACAGGAAAGGAAGGACGAGAAACGAGAAAAGGAACGAAUUGUCGACAGAGAUGUUGGUGGUUUUUACAGCGUCGUUGCGUUUCAAACCGAUUAGAAGUAAAAAGACAAAUGAUCGUCUGUCAAUUUACACACAAUGUGUUAUCCUGUAAGAUACAUUGACAAGAUUGCGUACCGAUUUCCAAAAAUGUGUAUAUAUAUAUAUAUAUCUGUAUGUAUGUAUGUGUAUAUAUAUAUAUAUAUUUACGCAAAACACGCAACCUCGGAAUACAGACACGAUGCAUACACACACGAAUACGAGCGCGUAUAACUUACAGUGUAUACUAAUAAAUUGUUAAAAUAUA
This is a messenger RNA of Megalopta genalis, 2921 nucleotides long. Its product is annotated as DDB1- and CUL4-associated factor 11. Lineage: Eukaryota; Metazoa; Arthropoda; Insecta; Hymenoptera; Halictidae. Gene Ontology annotation, biological process: proteasome-mediated ubiquitin-dependent protein catabolic process. Gene Ontology annotation, molecular function: protein binding. Gene Ontology annotation, cellular component: Cul4-RING E3 ubiquitin ligase complex. The record is from RefSeq and is a predicted model, not a curated record.